AUCUGUAUUUUAACUAUUUUAGUAUAGAUAUACUAUUUAACCUUCCUGGGUCCAUUUCCUGUCUUUAAAACAGAAGAGAAAUAACUACCUUAAAUUUACAAUUGUAUAUAAAAUGACUAAUUAAAUGUAUGAUAUAUAUAAAGAAUCUUAAUUAUUUUUCUUUCCUCGUAGUUCAGUGUCUUCAACUAACCAUGGCAAUAUUCAAUAACACCACUUCGUCUUCCUCAAAUUUCCUCCUCACUGCAUUCCCUGGGCUGGAACGUGCUCAUGUCUGGAUCUCCAUUCCAGUAUGCUGUCUCUACACCAUUGCCCUCUUGGGAAACGGUAUGAUCUUUCUUGUCAUCAUUACUAAGCGGAGACUCCACAAGCCCAUGUAUUAUUUCCUCUCCAUGCUGGCAGCUGUUGAUCUAUGCCUGACCAUUACGACCCUUCCCACUGUGCUUGGUGUUCUCUGGUUUCAUACACGGGAGAUCAGCUUUAAAGCUUGCUUCAUUCAAAUGUUCUUUGUGCAUGCCUUCUCCUUGCUGGAGUCCUCGGUGCUGGUAACCAUGGCCUUUGACCGCUUCAUGGCUAUCUGUAACCCACUGAACUAUGCUGCCACCCUCACGGACAGGAUGAUCCUGGUGAUAGCGCUGGUCAUCUGCAUUAGACCAGUAGUUUUCUUACUUCCCAUUGUAGUAACCAUAAACACUGCAUCUUUUCAUGGGGGUCACGAGCUUUCCCAUCCAUUUUGCUACCACCCAGAAGUGAUCAAAUACACCUAUUCCAAACCUUGGAUCAGCAAUUUUUGGGGAUUGUUUCUUCAGCUAUACCUGAAUGGCACUGACGUAUUGUUUAUUCUUUUCUCCUAUGUCCUGAUCCUCCGUACUGUUCUGAGCAUUGUGGCCCGAAAGAAGCAACAAAAAGCUCUCAGCACUUGUGUCUGUCAUAUCUGUGCGGUCACUGUUUUCUAUGUGCCAAUGAUCAGCCUCUCUUUGGCACACCGCCUCUUCCACUCUACCCCAAGGGUGCUCUGUAGCACUUUGGCCAAUAUUUAUCUGCUCUUACCACCUGUGCUGAACCCUAUCAUUUACAGCUUGAAGACCAAGACAAUCCGCCAGGCUAUGUUCCAGCUGCUCCAAUCCAAGGGUUCAUGGGGUCCUAAUGUGAGGGGUCUUAGAGGAAGAUGGGAUUGAAGGUAGGAAAUUGUCAGGACUUGAAUUAUGCUUAGGAAAGAAAGGGACUUGGGGCAGUCUUAUCCAUAGGCAUUCUGGUUCCUGAGUCAAUUCCAACUGAAUUUUAGGAGUGGGAAGAAGACAGUAGUUUUCCCCUGAGCUUAUCAAAGAGUUUUAUUUUUUAAUACCGUAAUUUAAAACCAAAUAA
Molecule: messenger RNA, 1362 nt
Organism: Piliocolobus tephrosceles (Ugandan red Colobus)
Lineage: Eukaryota; Metazoa; Chordata; Mammalia; Primates; Cercopithecidae
Gene: OR51T1
Product: olfactory receptor family 51 subfamily T member 1
Exons: 1
Coding region: 129-1175 (348 amino acids)
Biological process (GO): G protein-coupled receptor signaling pathway
Cellular component (GO): plasma membrane
Molecular function (GO): olfactory receptor activity; G protein-coupled receptor activity
Source: RefSeq, a predicted model, not a curated record